This is a messenger RNA of Carassius gibelio (silver crucian carp), 1519 nucleotides long. RefSeq names its product transmembrane protein 237b (gene tmem237b). Bases 134 to 1378 code for a protein of 414 amino acids. Gene Ontology annotation, biological process: cilium assembly. Gene Ontology annotation, cellular component: ciliary transition zone. NCBI's taxonomy places the organism in Eukaryota, Metazoa, Chordata, Actinopteri, Cypriniformes, Cyprinidae. The record is from RefSeq and is a predicted model, not a curated record. The transcript has 14 exons.
UUAGACACGCCCACCCGUAUCCAACAUCAACAAUAGACAACGUGCAAAACAAAAUCUCAGACCACAAACGACAUGAAAAUACAAAGAUAAUUUUGGCUCAGUAAUUAAAGCUUUUGUUAUUUAACUCCCAAGAAUGGAUACGGAAGCAAAGAUUCCCAGCACAAGGAGAAGAGAUCUCCCUCCCAUUCCUCAAGGACAGAGGCGGGGACCACGAACAUUGCCAUCUAUGCCAAGCCAGGACACAGCAGAGGAGAUUCCUGCUCCAAAGAGUAGGAAAAAGAAGGCCAAGAGGGAUGUGGAGAGUAUGGAUGAACAUGAUGAUGGUGGAAUGGAAAUGGGAGGGCUUACCAGUCGCAGACAGUCUGAAUGUCAGGAACCUUUGACCCCAGAACCUGUGGACAAUCCACCACAAAGGAGGAAAAAGAAGAAGAAAGCACAAGCAAUUGAUGUGGAGGGAGAUCAUACAGACCUGGUGUCAAAUGGAGAUAUGGUGGAUCAGAAUGUCGAAGAAGAGGUGAUGCGCAAACCAAAAAAGAGGAAAGUGAAACCUAAAUUCAUAGAAACACAGUCCAACAACGAAUUGGACAUAGAGGAUGACGAUAUCAUCACAGACCCCCAGGUGCCUGUCCCCCAGCAUUCCUUGUUCUCCGCUCCCCAAGGACAGAGCCAGCCUGUGGGGAAGGUGUUUGUGGAGAGGAGCCGUCGUUUUCAAGCAGCUGAGCGAGUGGAUCAGUGGAAGCCCAGUGGGCCGAUGGAGCAGAGCUUUAUGGACAGCCGCUCAGUGUGGACCACUAAAGAUGUCUCCUUGAGACUGCACAGCGGCUUUAGGGUGAUUGGCCUGUUUUCUCAUGGUUUCCUGGCUGGUUAUGCUGUAUGGAAUAUCAUUGUGGUCUAUGUUUUGGCUGGGGAACAGAUGAGCACUCUUUCCAACCUACUCCAGCAGUAUAGUACCCUGGCCUACCCCGCACAGUCCCUGCUCUACCUGCUGCUGGCCCUCAGCACGGUUUCUGCCUUCGACAGGUUGAAUCUUGCCAAAGCUGCUACGGCCAUGAGGAGUUUACUGACCCUCCGACCUGUGGCACUAGCUUCCUUCUUGUACUUUUCUGCACUUGUUUUAUCGUUAAGCCAGCAGAUGACGAGUGAUCGCAUCAAUCUCUAUAAUCAGUACUCCAGCUUUAAUGUGACACUCUGGCAGCCGGGCUCGGAGCGCAGCAUCCUUCACCCCUGGAUCAUAGUAAACCUGGUGGUCACUUUGCUGGUCGGGCUGGCCUGGGUUCUGAUGUCAACAAGUCCAGAUAUCGACCACACAGAAGAGUUUUUAAUGUUGAUGGAAAUGGAAUAUCCAAAAGCAGAAGAGAAGGGAAACAUCACUGCAUAAGGCACCUGAAGGCAUUUUUUUUCUACUAUAUUUUGUUACGUGGUUGAUUUGUCAUUGAAUAUAUUAGAAAUGUCAAACAUUUGCCUAUUGUAAGGUCUGAGCAAUAUAUUGUUUUUUUUAAAUAAACAAUUCUUUGUCUGA